Messenger RNA from Kwoniella botswanensis, 1797 nucleotides. RefSeq lists its product as uncharacterized. Lineage: Eukaryota; Fungi; Basidiomycota; Tremellomycetes; Tremellales; Cryptococcaceae. Bases 1 to 1797 code for a protein of 598 amino acids. The transcript has 6 exons. The record is from RefSeq and is a predicted model, not a curated record.
AUGUCAGGUCCAUCGAUCAAUCAUAUUCCAUAUACAGUAGGCAACCGAUAUCUCAACUCCAAGACCCACCAUCCCCUGACUUUGAAGUACAUCGGUUCACUUCCUCCUUCCCCUUCUUCCUCGGAAGAUGACAAAAUAUGGUUGGGAGUAGAGUACGACGACCCAUCUAAUGGGAAACAUAGCGGUACAUACAAGGAUAUUCAAGUAUUCCAAACGGUUCAAGAAGGUAGUGGAAGUUUCAUAAAAUACAUCCCGACUUUGAAGGGUGGACCAUUGCAGGAAGGGAAUUCGUUAAUUAGCAGUAUACAAGAUAGAUAUGGAAGUAUCUUACCGAACUUUACCUCUACUUCGAGUAUCAGCCAAGAAGACGGUCAAGAUGAUGGUAUCAACACAGAGAAAGAAGAAAAGGUGAUACUUGGAUCAAGCUCAAACGCGAUUACAGUCACUUUACCAAAUAUCUCAUCUGUCAAAGAACGAAUAGGUAAAUUAGAGAAAAUUAGGAAUAUGGGAUUUGAAGAUGAAUAUAUAUCUUGUUUAGGUGGUGAUAAGGAGGCAAAAACUGUUCUGCGGCAAAGGAUGAAAAGUCUAAAAUGGUUCAACCUGUCCAAUAACCUAUUAUCAACUUGGGAACAGAUAUGGGAGAUUGUAGAUAUCUUCGAAGGAUUGGAGGUUUUGACGCUCAGUCAUUCCCGUAUACGACCUAUAUCCUCUGAUCUAGAUCUAUCACUAGACCGAAAGGAGAGAUUCUUAUCUACCUUCAAGAGGAUUAAGGAAUUACAUUUAUCUGAUUGCCUAUUAUCAUGGAAAGAGGCCUGCGAUCUAUUACCAUUAUUCCCAAAUCUCGAAAUCUUACAUCUCGAAGCAAACAAACGAAUCGACCAUUUGUCAUCUAUUCCUCAUGGGGCAAUGAGGGAAUUGAAAGAAUUGAGAUUUGGUGGAUGUCCUAUAUCCAAAUGGGAGGAGAUCGUCACUACUUUGCAUGAACUGCCAAGACUCGAGAAUUUGGAGUUAUCAUUCACACCUCUCACUACCGUCCCUAUCUUUCCCUCUGAAACGAAAUUGGAUAAUAUCAAAUCGUUAAUCUUGUUAGAAUCGAAUCUAUCAUCUUGGAAAGAUUUAGAUAACCUAUCGAUUUGCAUACCGAACUUGACCAAAUUACGAUUCACCGUACGCUCUCAUAAUCAUGAUGAAACGAGCACCGCCGCCGCCACAUCAAAGACAAAUGAUGAGACAGAACUGAACUCGGUAGAUGAUAAAUCACUAAGAUCGAUAUGUGUGGCGCUCUUCCCCCACCUCACAUCAUUCAAUUCGAACACUGUAACAACGAAUGAAAGAAGAGAUGCAGAACUGUUCUUCAUCUCAUUUAUCCAAAAACAGCCAGGGACAAAUAAAGAUUGGGGUAAAGCAAGAUACGAAGAACUGUGUAAGGUGCAUAACGUCACGCAGGCAGUGGUUGAUGAUAAGAAGGGGAAGAAAUCGAAAGUGGGUAUGAAAGGGAGGAUGAUCACUCUGAAGAUUCACACGUCUCUUUCCCCCUCUCAAGAACCCGAUCUACAGCCACAGACUAUAUCGAUCUUACCUGCAGCUAAGAUAUCCCUUCUGCAACGUAAAUUAUGUAAAAGCUUUGGUUUACCCAUAACUCAGUUCCAAUCCAUCCAAAUAUGGAAUACAAAACCUCUUGCUGAUGGUUCAGGUAUGGAAAAAGUAAAUAAAGUGUCGGUUGUUUGGGAAGAUAAAGAUGUGGGAUGGUGGUUCGAAGAUGGGGAUGAGAUAUUUGUGGAAUUUGAAGAUGAAUAG